AUGCUCGCCACCCUCCUCCCCGCCGUCCUCCUCCUCGCCGCCCAGUCAGUCGCAGCCCGCACCUGCUACAAUGGCUACGGCCGUCCGUACCACUGCAGUGGCCUAUCCUAUGGUGCCAGAAUCGGCAUAGGAAUCGGAAUUGCCGCUGGUGUUCUCUUGCUCUUCUCUCUUUGUGGUUUCUGGCGUCGCCGCCAAUUGCGAAGCCAGUUCUCCAAGUACAGGCCCCCAGCUCUCCCCUUCAAUGGCCAGCAACAGGCGCCCCAGGGUCAGAACCCGUACCAAAACAACCCGCCUCCUCCUACUUGGAACAACAAUGCUCCUGCUCCCCCUCCUGCCACUUACCAGCGGGGCUCGGCCGGCGCUUAUGGCGCUAGCACGACCGGUGCCGAGGGCCACGAGCACGGAUACGAGUGGGAGCAGGCUAGGCAGCAGGAGGAAGAGGAGAGGAGGAACAAGACCUCAGGUACCAAUGAACCUGCUCCUCCCGGUUAUGACAUUGCCACUAGCACCCAGAACACUGGCAAUGCUGGCACCACCACAUACGCUCCCCCUGCUGGGCCUCCUCCGGGCAAGUAG
This is a messenger RNA of Cryptococcus wingfieldii CBS 7118, 576 nucleotides long. RefSeq lists its product as hypothetical. Bases 1 to 576 code for a protein of 191 amino acids. The record is from RefSeq and is a predicted model, not a curated record. Lineage: Eukaryota; Fungi; Basidiomycota; Tremellomycetes; Tremellales; Cryptococcaceae. The transcript is spliced from 4 exons.